This is a messenger RNA of Aphanomyces astaci, 1975 nucleotides long. RefSeq lists its product as hypothetical. The transcript has 7 exons. Gene Ontology annotation, molecular function: protein phosphatase regulator activity. Gene Ontology annotation, cellular component: protein phosphatase type 2A complex. Lineage: Eukaryota; Oomycota; Saprolegniomycetes; Saprolegniales; Verrucalvaceae. Gene Ontology annotation, biological process: protein dephosphorylation. The record is from RefSeq and is a predicted model, not a curated record. Bases 44 to 1906 code for a protein of 620 amino acids.
GCGGAAGAGAGAACAUACGCUGCCGCGCGGCCUUGUCGACUGGAUGAAGACCAAGGCCAUGAACUACGAGACGGAGACGAUUCACCAUCACAAUGAGACGCUGGGCGACUUGAAUGCAGCACACGCAUGCCCCAGUGGACGCAUGAAGAUGGAGGAGCUGUUCCGGCAAUGGCUGUCGCUCGACACGACCAAGGACAUGAUCUGCACGUUGGUCGACGACGUCAAAAACGGGCGCGAAGUCGUCGUGCCGACACCAGGGGGUGUGUCCAUUCUAGGGUCCGUGUCUCCGAGCAACAGCAGCCUCGCCGAUCCGUGUCGGUCGCCAAAGCGACCACCCAACCACACACCAACCCAUGUCCAGCACAUUCGAAAAAAAUCGCAUGGGAACUCCGACGAGAUGCAUGUAGAGCUUCUGCAACCGUUGCACCUGUCCGUGACGUCACCUGAAGACUUGUCGGACGACACGUCGUCCCGCAUCCCAAAGUUCUACUUCCCCAAGGAAGGCGGCCGCGGUCGAGGACGGGCGUACUCGCGUGACCAACUGAAUCGGAAAGAGCGCGAUAUCGACGAACGGUUCCAGCUCGCCGGUGCAGGUCCGGAAGGUCUGAACGUGGACUCGUUCGUGUCGAUCACGAAGGAUCUGUGUGGGUUCCCAAGCUUCUUCAACCUCCCGCUCUUCCAGCGCAUUCGAUGCGUGGGUGGCAGCCCCAGCGCCGAGUUCGACCCGGCCACGACCUUUGUCACAAAGGAGAUGUUCCAGACGUUCUGGACCGUCGAAAUCGAACCGUACGACAACGUCGAGCGCUUUUUCCGCCUCGUCAAGCAACCCGCCCACGACUACAUUGAGCACAGCGACUUUGCUCCGUUUCUGCAUGAACUGCUCAAGUACCACCCAGGGUUGGAAUUCUUGUCUGGCACGCCCGAGUUCCAGGAGAAAUACGCGGCGACGGUGGCCGUGCGCAUCUUUUACAUGGUGGACAAGGACAGCAGCGGCCGCAUCACGCUCCGGAAGCUCCGACGAAGCAACUUGGUGCACGCGUUCAACAUUGUCGACGAAGAAGAGGACAUCAACAAGGUGAAUGCGUACUUUUCGUACGAGCACUUUUACGUGCUGUACUGCAAGUUUUGGGAACUGGACACAGACCACGACUUCCUCCUGAGCCGGGACGACCUCAUGCGAUACGGGGGCCACGCGCUCACGCGGGUGAUCGUGGACCGCAUCUUUGACGCGGGACGGCGGCCAUUUGCGCGCAUUCAGUCGCUGUCCGUCGAGGACAAGACCAAGAUGAGCUACGAAGACUUUAUCUACUUUAUGCUAUCCGAGGAAGACAAGGGCAACCCCGUGAGUCUGCGAUACUGGUUUGAACUGAUUGACCUCGACGACGACCAUGUGAUCCGCGCCGACGAGAUGCGCAUGUACUACAACCACCAGAUCCACCGCAUGGAGUGUCUCGGGCAGGAAGUGGUGCCGUUUGAGGACAUUAUGUGCCAAAUGUCCGACCUGCUGCGCCCCGCCGUGGAAGGCGACUUCAAAUUCCCCGACUUUGUGCGCCCCGAGAAGAUCCGGCUCUCGGGCGUGUUCUUCAACGUGCUGUUCAACCUGAGCAAGUUUAUCGAGUUUGAGGGCCGCGACCCGUUCUUGCUGCGCCAGCAAAUGGCCGAACCAGAAUUGACAGAUUGGGAUCGGUUUGCACGGGCAGAGUACGCGCGGCUGGCCAUGGAAGAGGAAGGCCGGGAGAAUGAAAACACGAUGGAGAUUGACACGAUGGACGGGUGGUACGACAGCCAGGACGACGUGGACGUGAUGGAAGCGACCGACGCGGCCGCGGCGACGAUGACGGCUGACACCAGUAGCAACGACACUAGCGGCAAUGCCAGUAGAACAAGUGCGGAAGCGCCGUUUUAGGCGACAGCAGGACGGGAGACAGACCCGAGAUAGAGUAAUAUGAUUAUCACGAACCCCGUGAGAACUCGA